Messenger RNA from Ambispora leptoticha, 495 nucleotides. Lineage: Eukaryota; Fungi; Glomeromycota; Glomeromycetes; Archaeosporales; Ambisporaceae. The record is from the annotation of a GenBank genome assembly.
AUGGCCUUUAGAUUUUUGAGCACUACCCAAAGGCUGGUUCGACCAACGAUAAAUACUUUUCGUGUAGCACCGCUCGUAUUUAACACAGCUGGUUUUCAUGCAGGACGCAUAUUAUCAAUUCAAUCAACAAAAACCGUCAGAGAUGGAGCCAGUUAUAUAAAAGGCACAGUCAACGAUCCAGUAGUUCUUCCACCACGCGACAAAGUCACUGGCGCAUACCACUGGGAUUUUGAACGUUUUCUCGCUGUCGGAUUAAUCCCAUUGACUGUCGCUUCGGUAGUUAACGGUGCUCACCCCAUCACAGAUCUGAUUUUGGGAAUAGCGCUACCGAUUCAUGCUUAUAUUGGCUAUGAAGCUAUCAUUACCGAUUACUUGCCUUCGCGUCGCACUCCCAUCAUACACAAGGUGAGCAUGUGGGGAUUACGUGGAGCGACAUUAUUGGUACUUGUUGGCUGUUAUCAGUUUAAUACGAAUGAUGUUGGGAUGGCUGAGUUG